Messenger RNA from Malania oleifera, 2643 nucleotides. Its product is annotated as pentatricopeptide repeat-containing protein At1g52620-like. Gene Ontology annotation, molecular function: protein binding. The record is from RefSeq and is a predicted model, not a curated record. The transcript is spliced from 2 exons. The coding region runs from base 62 to 826 and encodes 254 amino acids. NCBI's taxonomy places the organism in Eukaryota, Viridiplantae, Streptophyta, Magnoliopsida, Santalales, Ximeniaceae.
UAUUUGCAAGAAUUUAUAGGCGCGGGUCUCCCCCACGGCUCGCCGGGCCGACGUGAGAGAGAUGUUCGCUUCACCCGUCCAGCUGAGAAAGCCGCUGCAACAGGUUCAGCUCCUCUGCUCUCCGUCCCUUCUCUCCCUUCCCACGAAGCCCCUUUUCCGUCAUCUCGUCUCAUCCAACUCUUCUUCGUCUUCUUCUUCGACAAGGACCACGGUUGAUCUCAGCGAUGAAGAACUCACAAAGAUCAACCUCCUCAUUCCUCGCCUCUGCGAUUCAAACCACCUUCCAGAAGCAGUUCGCCUCGUCGACGCCGCGCUCCUCACGAAUCCACCUCUCGGAUCCCUCUCUCUCUCCCUCCUCAUCGCCCGCCUCGCUUCCCAGCCAGACAUGACCCACCCCAUGUCACUUCUCAACCGCCUCAAGCACAACCCACCCGCUCAUCCCCAUCUGCCGCUCGUCUCCCGCAUGCUCGUUUCUUCAUACCUCAAGAAUCGCCGGCUCAGAGAGGCCUUCAAAGUGUUCAAUUGGUUGUCCAGACCGGACUCGCCCUGCGCCCCUGAUCUCGCGAUUUAUGGGCUUUUGGUUGGUGGGAUCUGUAGAGACGGGCAGAUGCUUGAGGCUCUGAAGGUGUUCCGUUCGAUGCUCGCGGCGAAUUUGGUACCUAGAAGCGAGCUGCAGACGCGUGUGUAUAGGGGUUUAUUGAGGGAGGCGAGGAUUAGGGAAGCCAAAGAGUUGAGAGGGGCUUUUGGGUCUGCUGCGGAUGGAGGUGAGGGCGUUGGGAAGGUUUUGGAAUUGCUGGACCGGUUGAUUUCCAGCUGGGUGGAUUAGAACAGGUCAGAUCGGGUUGCUUGAGUCAAGGUCGACUUCUCUUACUUUCGGUUCUGAGACAUUUACUGGAAUGGCCUGUUGAUUACUUUCAGUUGAACGUGGUUGGACUGGCGGAUCACCUGGUUUGGUAAAAUGAUGAUUUUUAUUAUUAUUAUUUUGUAUUUGCUCGUGGACUUUACUGCAUGUUCGGUGCAAUACACUGUUGAUAACUGUUAGCCGCAUGGAUAUUAAGUUUGUAAUUUGAAUAGAAUGCGAAAAAGGAAAUCCUAAUACCUACUAGAAGUGUUUCAUUAUGUUACAUGUGAAAGUAUACAUAAGAACUAUUAUUUAUUUAUUCUUUGCCUAUUUUUAACACAUUUUUAAACAUGACUUGAGCUUUCUUCUAAUUGUAUUCUAUUAAACUCCCGUUUGGAACAAGUUAGUAAAUUAGCACAAACUAUGAAAGUACUUAAUUUAGGUAGGUUGUUUCAAUAAACUGUGCUUCGUUUAUUUUGGAAGAUCUCCGUCUGCAAGGGGGAGCUUGAUGCUCUAGAACCCCCGAGGAGUAGUAGUUUCAAUAAACUGUGCUUGGUUUAUUCUUAAAUAAGUGCUUAUUUUAAUUAAUAUUUUCUCAAAUUAUUUAUUAAUAGAAAAAUGAUUAUUUUUUGAUAAGUAGUUCGAGAUUAUUUGUUUCCUACUAGUUGUAGAGAGUAAAUGCUAAAAUUUUAAGAAUUCUCGGACAUUAAUUUGUUUUCUUCUUUCUCUCCGCUCCCUCUCAGCUGGCACUAUUGUCUUUCCUUCUCUUGAGCAGAUUUGUCGUGACCGUGACCGCACUCCACCUGCCAACCAUGACACUGUUUAUCCACCUAGGACCACAAGGCAGAGCUUGAAGAAUGAAGAUAUUCCCUCUAUUGAUCCGGUACUGUUCACAUGGGCAAACAAGAGAGAAGAAUGCUUUUCCAUAGCUAGGAAACUUCAUCUCCUCCCUUUCCUUCUCCAGCCUGACUUCUGAAUUCUUAUCCCCAAGACUGUCAGACCACAGCCUUGCCAUUCUUAAAAUUGUAAUAGUUUCAAAGGAGUUCAGACCCAGAACCUCUUUCAGAUUUCUACACGGUUGGAUUUUCAUGUACUUGCUGAUUCUUGGAAAGUAAUCGUAAAUAGUACACAUACUCUGUCAAAAACUACAGCUACUCACAGUUUUUAGAGAAAGAAUUUCGUUUGCAGCAUUUUGCAAACUCAAGUGAGAAGAUCUCUGUUGCUAGAGAAGCGCUGCUGAAAGCAUUAGCGUGAAAUGUUAUCAUUAAACCCCGGGCACUGCAAAUGUAAGAUUAAGAAUGGAGAAUCUAUUAACAUUGCUGAGAACUGAAGAGGAAUUAUUGAAACAAAAAGGCCAGAGUGAGAUGGCUACAGUUUGGGGACCAAAACAAGUAUGUUCUUCUCAAUGUUAGUCAAGGAUAAACGAGCUAAAUCACAUAUCUACUGGCGACCAGCUCCAUCACUAAUGAGAUCCCGCCAUCAACGGCGGAGGGAGGGUCAUGGAGAUUUGAAAGCUUUGAAGCGAGAGGCAACGAGGAUAGUGAGUCGAGCGAGGUUGGUGGAGGAACAGGUAGAGGGCACAGGAAGAAUUAGGAUGGAGGACGGAGGAAGAAAAAGAAUAUUCAUUGACCAAUUAACAUUUUGAUUAAUAAAAAAAUUAAAUUAUAAUUGUUAAUCAAAGAUGUUAAUUAAAGUCUUAAAUUAAUUUUUUUAUUGGACUAUUAAAAAUGUCAAUUAGUGAACACAAAUGUUAAUUAAUAUUUGUUAAUUUAAAAUGUUCAAUUACAAAUUUGAAGUAAAAA